GACAUCUUUGCUCGGCUGCACAGUUGAAUAACCUAGCAAGCUCGCUUUAAACAGAGGUAGAGGUAAACAAACGUCUUAAAACACAGUUUUAGCCUCACUGAAAACUGAUAGCUAUGGCAUAACUAUUGUACAGUUAAUGUACUGCAAUCAGUGAUAACAGGCACGAUGUCAGCUUUGUUGUUGCAGCACCGUGCUGCCCUUUGUAGAAAAUACAGUACUCGUUUGUUGUGGACACUGUCGAGACGAAACUUUCACGUAUUAGGAAAGAAGCCCACAUCAAGCGAUAGUGUUAGAAAUGUGCUGUUCGGAUGCACUAAUGUUAGAAAGGUGCUUCUUUCUAAAUCGGAGCGAACGGUUACAAGUCAGCCACAGAACAUCAUUCAGAGUCUGCUCCACAGACCCUUGAGUCCUGGCAUGAUGGGAAUUAGCAAAGAAAUAAUCAGAAGCAACCUGCUGAGGAACCCUGUUGGUUUGGUAAAUCUAUUAGGGGCAACAAACUUCUUCAGUACGUCUCAAUCUAAACAAGAGAAAAAUAAAAGUAAUGGACCAAAGGGAAAAACUCCAGAGGAAGAUGAAGAGGAUAAGAAACGUCGGGAACAAGAGGAUCAGAUGUACCGGGAGCGCCUGCGAACCCUCUUCAUCAUAGCGCUCAUCAUGAGCCUGCUGAACUCCAUUAAUAGCAGUGGCGGUAACAUCUCUUGGAACGACUUUGUCAAUGAGAUGUUGGCCAAGGGAGAGGUGUCACGCGUACAAGUUGUUCCUGAGAGUGACAUUGUAGAAAUCUACCUUCAUCCUGGAGCAGUUAUCUUUGGAAGGCCUAGGCUGGCGCUCAUGUACAGAAUGCAGGUUGCCAACAUCGACAAAUUUGAGGAGAAGCUUAGAGCUGCUGAAGAAGAACUGAAUAUUGAUAAUAAGGACAGGAUACCGGUGUCGUACAAACGCACUGGAUUCUUUGGGAAUGCAGUCUAUGCUCUGGGGAUGGCUGCUAUCGGUGUGGCCAUACUCUGGUAUAUCUUUCGAUUGGCAGGCAUGGGUGGCAGAGAAGGCGGCUUCAGUGCUUUUAAUCAGCUGAAGAUGGCCAAGUUCACCAUUGUGGAUGGCAAAUCGGGUAAAGGUGUGAGUUUCAGGGAUGUAGCGGGCAUGCAUGAGGCUAAGAUGGAAGUAAAGGAAUUUGUCGACUACCUCAAGAAUCCAGAACGAUACCUCCAGCUGGGAGCCAAGGUUCCCAAGGGUGCAUUGCUGCUUGGGCCUCCAGGCUGUGGGAAGACGCUGCUGGCUAAGGCUGUAGCCACCGAGGCCCAGGUGCCCUUCCUGGCAAUGGCUGGCUCUGAGUUUGUGGAGGUCAUUGGAGGCCUGGGUGCUGCAAGGGUCAGGAGUCUGUUCAAGGAGGCUCGGGCUCGAGCACCCUGCAUUGUCUACAUCGAUGAGAUUGAUGCUGUGGGAAAGAAGCGCUCCACCAACAUGUCAGGUUUCUCCAAUACUGAAGAGGAGCAGACCCUCAACCAGCUGCUGGUAGAGAUGGAUGGAAUGGGAACGACAGACCAUGUCAUUGUCCUUGCUUCCACCAACAGAGCAGAUAUCUUGGACAAUGCUCUCAUGAGACCAGGCAGACUGGACAGGCACAUCUUUAUAGAUCUGCCCACACUGCAGGAGAGAAAGGAGAUCUUCGAGCAACAUCUGAAGAUCCUGAAGCUGACCCAGCCAGCUAAUUUCUACUCUCUGCGUCUGGCUGAGCUUUCCCCAGGCUUCAGUGGUGCGGACAUUGCGAACAUUUGUAAUGAAGCUGCUCUGCAUGCCGCCAGAGAGGGACACAAGUCCAUCGAUACCUUUAACUUUGAAUAUGCAGUGGAGAGAGUAAUAGCAGGAAGUGUAAAGAAGAGUAAGAUCCUGUGUAAAGAGGAGCAGAGGAUCGUUGCCUUCCAUGAGUCUGGACAUGCCCUAGUGGGAUGGUUACUUGAGCACACAGAGGCAGUCAUGAAGGUGUCUAUUGCACCCCGGACUAAUGCAGCCCUGGGAUUUGCCCAGAUCUUACCUCGUGACCAAUACCUGUUCACCAAGGAGCAGCUGUUUGAGCGGAUGUGUAUGGCUCUGGGAGGAAGAGCUGCGGAGGCUAUCACCUUUAACAAAGUUACAACAGGAGCUCAGGAUGACUUGCGUAAGGUGACACGUGUGGCCUACUCUAUGGUGAAGCAGUACGGCAUGUGUGACUCAGUCGGACAGGUCUCAUUCCCAGAGACAGAGGAGCAAGGUGCCAUUGGACGUCGUCCUUUCAGCCAGGGCCUGCAGCAGCAGAUGGACCACGAGGCUAAGAUGUUGAUAGCCCGUGCUUACAGGCACACAGAGAAGCUGCUACUGGACAACAGAGACAAGCUGACACUGUUGGCGAAUGCGCUGUUAGAGCGUGAGGUGGUGAACUACGAUGACAUUGAGGCCUUGCUCGGUCCACCACCCCAUGGGCCCAAGAAGAUGAUCGUCCCACAAAGCUGGGUGGAGGCUGAGAAGGACAAACAAGACACAGGAGAAGAUGAACCUCAACCACCUCCCCGCAAACACAGAGAAGAGGACAUGAAUCCAAAUCUAGUCUGAUCUUAAAAUAGAUGUCUCAGGAUUCUUUUCCAGCUGCUGUAUUUUGUGGGGGUCUUCACAGGCUGAAUUUAAAAAAAGCCUGGCACUGAUUCCUCACUUUGAAGCUUUAUGUCUGCAUGUGAAAACAUCAACGUUUAAGAAGUUUCUUCUCUAUAAUCCAUGCAGUCUUUUGUGUAAAUGAAAAUUUGCACCUAUUUUUUAGUUAACGUAGCCCAUUUAGAUCAUCUGAAAGAGGCCAGUGCACCUUUGAGGAUGAUUGUUUUGGGGCGGAAUUCCAUCAUUUUUCUCAGUCGCUUGCUGCAUAGCAAUACCAUUACACACUGGAAGCAAUUUGUAUUCUAUUUCUAUUCAAACAGAAUGUCUCUAACUAGCAUUAAGUGCAACCAGCAAUUAAAUGCCCUCUCUUUGAAUUCCCUAACAUCAUGUGCUAAUACCUGAAACUGGUGUGGGAUCAUUUUAUGCAGACGUACUAUAGCAUAAAUAGGUUUGGAGGUUUGGAAUCAAGUAUUACCCUACACUGAAAAACAGUUGAUUAUCGGGGUGUCUUUUCUACUUUGUCAGAGAUGCCCUAUACACACACAAGACAUAUCUACAUAAAUACAUCUCUACAUUAUUGUGUUUGGUAUUCAAAUGAGCUGCAGGACAGAAUUAUAAAAUACUGUAGUAAGUAGCUGUGGACAUUUAUACAUAAUAGAGUGUACUUGAGUGAUUUUUGACCAGGCUGAAACAGAAGUGGUAAGGAAGAAAUUAAGCAGAUCUCAAUGAGGAAACUUUUCUGCAUUUCACAUUUUGAAAUACCCCUUUAAGGUUAUGGUUAAAAUCUCUAAGGUCCCGUCAUGUUGAUCAAGCAGCAGAUAUUACUCCGUACAGCUCUGUUCUGCUCUCACCAUGAGACAUACAGAUUGAGUUAAUAGAUGGAAUAGGUCGAGGUAGUGUCUUUAGAGGCUCUGUAUUUGUUUGAUUGCCACAAGUGAAUAUGAAGUUCCAAAGGAUGGUGUUGCUAAGUAUUUAAUAAAGUUUUAUUUGAACUAAC
This is a messenger RNA of Seriola aureovittata, 3619 nucleotides long. It is a transcript of the gene spg7, whose product is annotated as SPG7 matrix AAA peptidase subunit, paraplegin. The transcript is spliced from 17 exons. The coding region runs from base 166 to 2586 and encodes 806 amino acids. Gene Ontology annotation, biological process: protein-containing complex assembly; mitochondrial protein processing. Gene Ontology annotation, molecular function: ATP-dependent peptidase activity; ATP hydrolysis activity; ATP binding. The record is from RefSeq and is a predicted model, not a curated record. Lineage: Eukaryota; Metazoa; Chordata; Actinopteri; Carangiformes; Carangidae. Gene Ontology annotation, cellular component: m-AAA complex; membrane.